Molecule: messenger RNA, 1068 nt
Organism: Corylus avellana
Lineage: Eukaryota; Viridiplantae; Streptophyta; Magnoliopsida; Fagales; Betulaceae
Source: RefSeq, a predicted model, not a curated record
AUGGUAACCCUUAAGUAUAGAUCGGAUCUGGGAUUAGCAGGUGAGUGUCUGGGAUCAUCUUCACUAGGCUGGUUGGCCUUCAUCGAUGCCGACUAUGGUUCUAUUACACUUUUGAAUCCCUUCACCCAAAAUACUGAUAAUCACUAUCACGCUACUCCUCCACUUGUUAAGCUUCCGCCUGCGACUACGUUGCCUGAUGCGGACUAUUUCGUACGGAUUUGGAGAAUUGAACAAAGAUACAGCAUGGGAAACUUUGGUGGUUUCGUGCACAACAUUGUUUGGUCAUCGAACCCCAUGUCCUCUGAUUGCACCGUCAUGGUCGUCUAUGGUCCAAACCAAGAUGUUGCAUUCUGUAGACCCGGAGACAAAUCGUGGUCUACUUAUCCCGUGUAUCGGCUUGGUGGUUGUAUGCAACUAGCUUAUUCCAACAAGAAGAAAUUGUUCUACGCCAGGGGAUGGGAUAGAGACGCAUUUGAUUGUUGGGAUCUUCGAAACCCUUGUUGUCCUAGGAUGGUUCACCGCUUUUAUCACCCUUCUUGCCAUGCUAAUAAUAAUUACGACAAGUAUGGAUCGAGAUUGGAGUACUUCAUGGAAUCGUCGGGAGAUAUUCUCCUGGUUGUUAGGUAUAUAGGUCUGGCUACGCGGCCCCCUAUAAAGACAUUUAGAUUUGAUGUUUUCAAGGUUGAUCUCGAACAUGAAAAACUAGUGGAAAAAGUGGAGUGCCUUGGUGAUCGUGUGUUGUUUCUUGGUCUCAAACAAUCGUUUUCUGUGUCGGCUCGAGACUUCCCGGAGUUGAAGCCUAAUUCCAUUUACUUUACUCACGGUGAUCAGGAAUACCAGCCUGGAGUACCAGUUAGUGAUGAUGGGAACACUAGGCAUGUGAAGAGAUUGUUAGAUAUAACAUACAAAUAUGAUGAUGUGGGAAUUUACUCCUUACAAGAUGGCAAGAUGCUACCAUCACACCCCUUGGUGACAAGAAGGAUGAUAUUCAUCUUUACCGGCCAGGCUCUUGGGUCAUCCCAUUCCCGCGUGCAUGAGCAUGAUAGUUAUUUCUUUUUUCUCUUAUGA